This is a messenger RNA of Adineta ricciae, 1830 nucleotides long. The record is from the annotation of a GenBank genome assembly. Lineage: Eukaryota; Metazoa; Rotifera; Eurotatoria; Adinetida; Adinetidae.
AUGACUAUUUCUAAUGACAAGAACGUGUAUGAAUUAGAUGAUGGCUAUUCUCUUUCAUUGGAGAAUGAGUCUGUGGAGUAUCUUAAGAUAGAACUUUAUCGAAAUCGUACACUGAUUUGCCAUACUUCGCUAAAUGAUAAUCAAUGUUCAGCUAUAACACAUCGUUUAUGCGAUGGAAGAAACGAAUUUUAUGAUUUACUCAUCGAUGUGCUCCGUAGUGCAAAAUCUGACGUUCGUGUUCUUGAUUCAAAACAUUUGGAGAUCACCUGCACUAUACGUUUUGGCUGUCAGCAAUCGUUUACAAAAGUAUGGAUGUUUAAAAUACAAUUGGAACGCACUCUUUCAGCGGAUGAUGGAAAAAAAGAUGAUAUCUCUUUGGAUCCACAAGAUUGGAGUGCAAUUCGUUCGUUAGGUCAUCGAAUCAUGGAUGAUAUGGUCGAUUAUUUACGCGAUCUUCGACUCCGACCUGCAUGGCACCAAAUACCAUUGGAAAUAAGAAAAGCCAUCGCACAAACUGAUCUACCGAUUUAUGGUCAAUCAGCAUCCGACGUAUACAGUGAAGUAUACUCACAUAUACUUCCCUAUCCGGUAGGUAACAUUCAUCCACAUUUCUGGGGUUAUGUCCAAGGAACUGGCUCAGUCGUAGGUGCAUUUGCUGAAUUAAUUAGUGGAACGAUGAAUACAAUGUCAUGGGGUGGACAUCAAUCGAGUAUUUAUAUUGAACGGCAAGUUCUAUCAUGGUUGAAAGUACUGAUGGGUUUUCCUGAUGAUGAUACGAGUUCAGGUGUGUUAGUAAGCGGAACAUCAGUAGCAACGAUUAUUGCAUUGGCUACAGCUCGAAAGAAAUUCUCGAAUCGGAUUAUGAAAGUUUAUUGUACAAAAGAAACGCAUAGUUGUAUCAUAAGAGCAAUGGAUCUAUUAAACAUUGGAAAAGAAAAUUUGAUAUUUAUUCCAACGAAUUCCGAAAGACAAAUAGAUUUGAAGCUAUUGGAAACACUGAUUGACUCACAAUCAUGUGGAUUUAUUGUUGGUAGCGCCGGUACAGUUGGCACUGGUGCCAUUGACGACUUUCAAGGUAUAGCUGAUAUAUGUAUGAGAAGACAAAGUGAGCUUUGGUUUCAUAUCGACGGUGCUAUUGGUGCAGUGGCUCGCUGUUCCAAACGUUUACGCCUAUUACUCAGCGGCUUUGAACGUGCCGAUUCCAUUGCAUUUGACUUACAUAAAUGGCUUUUUGUUCCGUAUGAAUGCGGUUGUAUUCUUAUACGAGACGGAAAGUUGCACAAAGCAACAUUUAGUCAACCAACUGCCUCUUAUUUAACAUUAAUGAGUGGUGGAAUAACACCGAGUGAGGGCGAAGUUUUUUUUAGUGACUAUGGUUUAGAAUUAUCACGAAAUAUGAAAUCAUUAAAAGUGUGGAUGACAUUGAAAACAUAUGGUAUUGAAACAUUCGGACGAAUUAUGGAGCAGAAUGUUGAUCAAGCGAAAUAUUUCACUCAAUUACUUCAACAACAUUCAAACCGAUUUCAGAUCUUAGCAACAGGUCCGUUGAAUAUUGUUUGUUUCCGAUAUAUUGCAUCGGAUACCGACCUCGUUGACUCGGACAUACAGAAUAAAUUCAAUAAACACCUGUUGAUUACUAUUCAAGAGCGUGGCAUCGCAGUAGUAUCACCAAUUGUAUUCGAUAAUGAGAAAUUUGGCUUACGAAUGUGUAUUACGAAUCAUCGUACAAGAAUGUCUGAUAUGGACGAAUUUAUGACCAAAUUGAUUGAACUGACGGAUGAAUUUUUAGAUUUAGAAGAGUAUUCGUGUUUGAAGAAUUUAACGAAAUAA